This is a messenger RNA of Phragmites australis (common reed), 2207 nucleotides long. Its product is annotated as tyrosine decarboxylase 1-like. NCBI's taxonomy places the organism in Eukaryota, Viridiplantae, Streptophyta, Magnoliopsida, Poales, Poaceae. Gene Ontology annotation, biological process: amino acid metabolic process. Gene Ontology annotation, molecular function: carboxy-lyase activity; pyridoxal phosphate binding. The record is from RefSeq and is a predicted model, not a curated record. The transcript has a single exon. The coding region runs from base 93 to 1592 and encodes 499 amino acids.
CCGAAACAGACGGGACUUGUAUCUUGCCUCUCCUAUUUUUGUUUGAUUUGUAUUGCUCGUGCUGAUCGACCUCCCGUAGGAACUUGUUGACGAUGGGCAGCUUGCUAUUCGAUGCCCCACUGCAGCCACUGGACCCCGAGGCCUUCGUGGACGACUCGCGCGCCGUGGUGGAUUUCCUCGCCGAGUACUACCGCGACGUCGACAAGUACCCGGUCCGGGCGGCCGACCUCGAGCCGGGUAGGCUACGCGAGCUGCUCCCCGAGGCGGCGCCGGAGCUUGGGGAGCCGAUGGAGGAUGUACUGGAGGACGUGCGGAAGGACAUCCUGCCGGGGCUCACACACUGGCAGAGCCCCAGCUUCUUCGCCUACUUCCCCUCGAACGCGAGUGCCGCCGGGUUCGCUGGGGAGAUGCUCUCGGCCGGCCUCAACGUCGUGCCGUUCGUGUGGGCCGCGUCGCCGGCCGCCGCCGAGCUCGAGGGCGUCGUGAUGGACUGGAUGGGUAAGCUGCUCGGUUUGCCACGCCGGUUACUCUUCUCGGGCGGCGGCGGAGGUGUCCUGCAGGGGAGCACGUGCGAGGCCGUGGUGUGCACGCUCGCUGCCGCGCGGGACCGCGCGCUGGUCAGGCUGGGGCACGAAGUCAUCAUGAAGCUGGUAGUCUACGCAUCUGACCAGACGCACGCCACCUUCCAGAAGGGCGCGCGGCUUGUCGGCAUCCCGCCCUCCAACUUCCGCGUCAUUCAGACGUCGGCGGCCUCCGGGUACGGCCUGACCGCCGGCGCCGUCCGCGCCGCAGUCGAUCGUGACGUCGCCCGAGGUCUGGUGCCGUUGUACCUCUGCGCCACGGUAGGUACGACGGGGCUCGGCGCGGUCGACCCCGUGCGCGAGCUUGGGGAGGUGGCGCGGCGCCACGGAAUGUGGCUGCACGUCGACGCCGCGUACGCCGGUAGCGCGGCCAUCUGCCCGGAGUUCCAGGGAUACCUCGACGGCGUCGAGCUCGCUGACUCGGUGAGCAUGAACCCGCACAAGUGGUUCCUCACCAACAUGGACUGCUGCUGCCUGUGGGUGGCGAAACCCAGUGCCCUCAUCGCCGCGCUGUCCACCGACCCAGAGUACCUCAAGAACGUUGGCACAGGAGGCGGCACCGCGAAGCCGGCCGCCAUCGACCACAAGGACUGGCAGAUCUCUCUGUCGCGCCGAUUCCGCGCCAUCAAGCUUUGGGUAGUCCUGCGGCGCUACGGCGCGGACGGCCUGCGCACACACAUUCGGCAGCACGUCACAGCGGCCAAGUGGUUCGAGCGGGUGGUAGCAGCGGACGAGCGUUUCGAGGUGGUGGCGCCGAGGAGGUUCUCCCUGGUAUGCUUCCGCAUCCGGCCAAGCUUCGCGGGGGACGGAACCGUGGACAACGUAAACCGGGAGCUCCUUGCGGUGGUGAAUGCGAGCGGGCGGGCGUUCAUGACGCACUUCGUGGUGGACGGUAAGUUCGUGAUCCGGCUAGCCGUCGGCGGUGCCGCGACGGAGAUGCGGCACGUCAGGGACGUGUGGGAGCUGCUGCAGCACAAAGCCGAGGACGUUUUACAGCGCUAUCAAUCAUAGUGGAUAUGGAGUCCGAUAGCAAAGCCGUUCGGUUCGACUGCACCCGUCGGGUUCGAGCUCCGUGUGUCGCACACUCCGUCAAAAAAGACUAGCAAAGCCUCCGGCAAGGGUUCAGUAUUAAAAUAAAAGUAUUUCAAGCACGAAUGUAUUUUUUAUUUGGAAUAAGCUCAUUUUACUCCUUACAAAUGUAUUUUUUAUUUGAAAGAAGUUCAUUUUAAUACCGAAUCACUUUACCCAUUAGCUGGUUUCCACGGCAGUUUCUAAUUUUUAAUUAGGUAAUUUUGUAUUUAGAUCUCUAACCUUUUUUAUUUUCAAAAAAACCCUUGUUUUUUACAUUUACCUUUUUGUAGUUUUAUUUAUUUACAUAUAAGUUAUAAAAUUUUACAAAUAAACUCCUAGACUUUUUCUAUUUUUACUAAAUAGCCCCUACCUUUUUAAAAAAGGCCACUUUACCUUCAAACCUUUAAACUUUUUCAUAUGAGCUCCGUUUUAGUCGAUUCUUGUGCUCACACGAUCGUAGCAAAGAGUACUUUCUGUUAACGGGGUUUUUUUUAGCACUUUGCUACUGUUUGAUGUACUUUUCUUAGUUAUUUAUAUUUUUUCUUUUGUCGGUUA